AAGGGGGGGAACCCCAGUUGCAUCCCCAAAGAUAUCCCAGCCGGCCUUUCUUUGCGCCGCCUUGGACGCCUCUCCAAGCCAAGCCUGCGCAAACCGCAUUUUGCGCAAAUCGUGGAGCUGCGUGGGGAGCAGAGAGAAAGGAGGCGGUUCCGUGCAAUCGCAUUAAUGGGGGGGGAGAGAGAAAGAGGGAGAUCGGAAGAGGAGGACCCGAGCGAAGGGGGCCGGCGCGCGCAUGCUCCCCACGAGCGCCUCCAUGUGUAAAGAGAGCGCGUUUGGCCAAGGGAGGGGGCCAGAGCGCAGCCGGAUUAAAGAGAGGAGGAGGAAGAGGGAUCUCGCCGGCUGGUUUGCAAGAGGGGGCUGCUGUUCCCGUUCUUCUCUUCCCCCCCCCCCCGUCCUGAAGGGGGUGGGUUGAAAACGGAGGUCUAGCCGCGGAUCCGCCUUUCGCGUCGGGAUUGCCUCCGAAGCUUCGUUUCCUGCUGUCGGGGUCCCCCACAGAAAAAUCCAUCAGAAGAACAGAGCAGACCUUCCGUUGGAACCCAUGAACGGCUGGGACAGAAGAGCCCUGCAGUGCUGGAUCGGGUCAAAGGGGGCCCAUAUCAUCCAGUAUCCUGUUCUCAUCCUGAGCAGCCAGGUACCCCCAGUGGGUGGCCCACAAGCAGGACCUGCGCACCACAUCAACUCUCUCUGCUUGAGAUUCGCAGCGACUGGCGUCCAGUGGCGAAAGAAAGUGGUAUAAUUGUCCCGCAGGCUGCUUUUUCUGUUUGUCUUCCAAGCAAGAGGUGAUUGCUGUCAAUAUGUGAUAGAAUUCUGUCACAAGGCAUCCCAUGUUGGAAAAGACACUGCCUGAAUUAUACCAGAGUACCAUAAUGACAGAAGAAGCUUGCAGGACGCGAAGUCAGAAGCGAGCCCUCGAACGGGAGAUCACCCAAAACGACGUGGACUGCAAAAAGAUGAAGCUGGACAAGGGGCUCUUGGGGUGCCCUGAGGGCAACGCGGAAGGGGGGGACCUUAAGAUAAAGACUGACCCUGUGUCUGGGAGAGUCCAGGGAUUAUUAAAAGGAGGGGAAAUGAAAGCCACGAUCAAAGUGGAGGUGCAGACGGGAGACGAGCCAGUGGACAUGAGCACCUCAAAGAGUGACGCCAAGCGAGAGAGGAGAGUCCCUUCGCCUGAUGUGAUAGUGCUAUCGGACAACGAGCCGUCGAGCCCGAGAAUGAAUGGAUUGACGAAGAUACCGUUAAAAGAGACCAGCGCAGAGGUGCUGAUGAAAAGCAGCCCAGAGGAGCGAGAGCAGAUGAUCAAGCAGCUGAAGGAAGAGCUGCGGUUAGAAGAGGCUAAACUCGUGCUGCUGAAGAAAUUACGGCAGAGUCAGAUACAGAAGGAGACGACGGCUCAGAAGCCUGUUGGCUCUUCAGGAAAUGCUGUGGCAACUCCUCCACCGCUGGUGCGGGGAACACAGAACAUUGCAUCUAGCAAGUCUGCCCUUCUUCAGAAUUCUUCUUCGCGGAUUCCCGGGACGGUUAUCCCUCCCCCGUUGAUCCGCGGCGGACAGCAGGCGUCUUCAAAGUUGGGCUCUCAGCAAAACGCGCAGAUAGUUAUGCCCCCUCUAGUCAGAGGAGCGCAGCCCAUUUCUGUGUCUCCCCAGCAAAUCCACAACAUCCGCCAGCACUCCAGCUCGGGGCCGCCUCCGUUGCUCUUGGCCCCGCGGGCGUCUGUCCCAAGCGUGCAGAUCCAGGGUCAGCGCAUCAUACAACAGGGCCUCAUCCGCGUUGCCAGCGUCCCAAAUGCAAGCCUUCUGGUCAACAUCCCGCAGGCCUCCCCAACUUCGCUCAAAGGUACAGCUGUGACGUCGGCCCAGGUGAACGCCGCCGCCACCAGCGUCGCCUCCAUCGUCAACUCCAACGACUCCCCGGCCAGCCGGCAAGCUGCCGCCAAGCUGGCACUGCGGAAACAGCUGGAGAAGACGCUGUUGGAAAUCCCCCCGCCCAAGCCGCCGGCCCCCGAAAUGAACUUCCUGCCCAGUGCGGCCAAUAAUGAGUUCAUCUACCUGGUGGGCUUGGAGGAGGUGGUUCAGAACCUACUAGAAGCACAAGGUAAGGUUUCCUCCGCGCCCUCGUCGCAGGAGCCCUACACGUGCAUCCAGUGCAAGACGGACUUCACUUGCCGGUGGCGGGAGGAGAAGAGCGGCUCCAUCAUGUGCGAGACGUGCAUGUCGUCCAACCAGAAGAAGGCGCUCAAGGCAGAGCACACCAGCCGGCUGAAGGCCGCCUUCGUCAAGGCCCUGCAGCAGGAGCAGGAGAUUGAGCAGCGGAUCCUGCAACAGGCAGCCUCCCCUGUACAGACCAAAGCAGAGCAGCAUCACUCACUCAAGCAGGCCUCCAGCCAGCUGCCCCGAAGCGCCAGCACCCCCCGUGGAGUCUUGCAUGCAUUUAGCCCGUCGCCCAAGUUGCAGAACGCCGCCUCCGGUGUGGCCGUGCUUGGCGGCAGGCAAGGUAAGCGUGCUCAGAGACCCGUCGGCAAAGGAGGUGCUUGGAGGAAGACUCUCGUCAACGCAGGUGGGACGCUGAACUUCGUUAACCCUAGCCUCGCUGUGCAUAAAACCGCCGCCUCGGCUGUGGAUCGCCAGCGCGAGUAUCUCCUAGACAUGAUCCCCCCGAGAUCCAUCUCCCAAUCCACCACGUGGAAAUAACACAGGAACCUCCGCCUUGAGUGGAAGACUUAUACCUUUUUUUUUCUAAAGUCUUUUUUGGGUUUUUUUCCCCCUUCUACUCCCCACCCCCUUCGAUUCUGCCACUCCCCGAAACCUGCUUUCGAGCUUAGCCCGGAUCUGCCUGCAAGGGGUUUUUUUUUGUGGGGGGGGGGGUUGAGCUUGUUCUCAUCAGCCCCCGUUUGUGUGUGUGUGUGAGGCGAGGGGACAAGCACACUUUCCUGCAGGGUGGAACGGACGCUCGGGAAGGUGUCGAAUGAACGUCGGGCAACCAAAUUCUUGCGAUUUCAUGAUUAUUUUUGUUUUGCUGACGGCAGAGGCUGCCUCGAGAGAGGAG
Molecule: messenger RNA, 3042 nt
Organism: Rhineura floridana
Lineage: Eukaryota; Metazoa; Chordata; Lepidosauria; Squamata; Rhineuridae
Gene: GATAD2A
Product: GATA zinc finger domain containing 2A
Exons: 14
Coding region: 825-2687 (620 amino acids)
Biological process (GO): negative regulation of transcription by RNA polymerase II
Cellular component (GO): NuRD complex
Molecular function (GO): sequence-specific DNA binding
Source: RefSeq, a predicted model, not a curated record